AUGGCGUACGAAACUUCACCCAUCUUCGUCAUCCAGACCAUUGUAGGCAUCAUCGGUUUGUUUGGAAACUGCUUGGUCUGCAUUGUCAUCUGGCGAACCCCGGCCAUGCACACCACUACCAAUGCAUUCAUCUUCAAUCAAGCCACGGUGGACUUUCUCGGUUCCAUCUUUAUGUUACUGAGCAGUGUCGUUCCGGUUCCUGAGAUCUUACCAUCAGGAACGGCCGGAGUUAUCCUCUGUCGAAUCUGGAUAUCCAACUAUUUCCUGUGGGCUUGCUACGUUACGUCGUCGUUCAACUUAGUGGCUCUAACCUUUGAGCGGUACCUGGCCAUAGUCUACCCCUUCAAGUUCCAGAAAGUCUGCCACCGUCUCGGAGCGAUCGUAGUCAUCGUGUUUGUCUGGGUGGCCGGGUACUCCGUCGCACUCUACGCCGUAGAAAUCUAUCGUUUUCGAGAGGGUCUUUGCCUGCGCUUCUUUGACCCAAAACUCCGAGUUGUUGGGACCAUGAUACCGGGCUUUCAGUAUUUCUUCCCCGUCGUCUCGAUGCUCGUCGCCUACAUCCACAUCACCGUGGAGCUAAAGCGGAGCGCGCGACGGCUGGCUCGCAUCAUGGGUCCUAGCGUCGCGGGAGACGGCACGUCGGCUCAGGUGCAAGAGUCGGCCGACGAGUCCCUUCUACGAGCAAGACGAAACACUUUCAAGACGCUGCUCAUGGUAUUCAUCGCGUACAUCACUUGCUGGACGCUGAACGCUAGUAUCCUCCUCGCCGGCUCCCUGGGUUACCCCUCAGCGGACUCGUCUGCUCACUACAUCAUCUCGGUGUCUCUCGUGGCGGCUAACUCAGCCGUCAAUCCGAUCAUCUAUGCCUUCAAGUAUAAACAGUUUCAGAUUGGACUGAGGAAGAUGUUCAAGAUGAACAACGCAACGGUGGACGCGAUCAAUCCAUCCACUGCUAUCACUUUGGCCUGA
Molecule: messenger RNA, 969 nt
Organism: Asterias rubens (European starfish)
Lineage: Eukaryota; Metazoa; Echinodermata; Asteroidea; Forcipulatida; Asteriidae
Product: kappa-type opioid receptor-like
Exons: 1
Coding region: 1-969 (322 amino acids)
Biological process (GO): G protein-coupled receptor signaling pathway
Cellular component (GO): membrane
Molecular function (GO): G protein-coupled receptor activity
Source: RefSeq, a predicted model, not a curated record